AGUGUAUUAUUUUUAGUUGUUCCACAACCACCAGUCGUUAACAACAAUCUCUAGACAUUCAGAAUCCAACCGCUGACACAAAAUGUUUUUUAAACUCGUUUUCUGUGUACUCUUACACGUUUCUUUAUCAAAAAUGUUACCUCCUUAUAUAGAAAAGUGCAGCAAAUCCGACCCCAACUUGAACCAAUGUCUUGAUAGAAGGGCCACCGACGCUGCUGUUAAACUUCGAGAUGGGAACAAAGAUCUCGGGAUUGUUCCUUUGGAGCCUUUCAUCAUUACUAAGGUAGAUUUAGGCAACGUUACCUCUGGAGCGGUAUCAAUUCAUCAGAUUUACGAGAACAUGAAGCUGUUCGGAAUGACGAAUUCCACCAUGACAGACUCAGAUGCUAAUUUCUCCGGAGAUCAGUGCUACUGGAAAUAUACGUGUUUAACACCGGCCGUUCGCAUGGAGUCUGACUAUAGCAUGAAGGGACGAUUGCUGCUUUUUCCUAUAAAUGGAUACGGGAAGUGCACAAAUUAUUUGUAUGACAUAGAAGGUCGUUACGAGGCAACAUGUGAACGCUACACAAAGAAAAACAAAACUUUCUUUCGAGUCAGUGACUUCAAAUUUCAAAUGAAACCCAAAAGGAUCGUCUUCGAUUUUGAAAAUAUCAUCGACGGCAACGAACAGCUUAGCAAAGAAGUGGUUAAAACUCUUAAUGAGAACGCUGAAAGUGUGUACGAGGAUGUGGGACCGGCGUUUAACGAAGUGAUGGGGACCGUCUGGAAGCAAACUCUCAAUCAAGUGUUCAAUAGAGUACCAGAAGACGAGUUAUUUUUACCCUAGUUUUACCCAGUUUAUUUGUGACUAAAUUUAGUUUAGGUUUCUUAUAUCGGACUUCUUUAUUGCCAAAGGACUUUCAAUAAAUUAUAAGUAAUGAA
Molecule: messenger RNA, 921 nt
Organism: Zophobas morio
Lineage: Eukaryota; Metazoa; Arthropoda; Insecta; Coleoptera; Tenebrionidae
Product: protein takeout-like
Exons: 4
Coding region: 83-826 (247 amino acids)
Source: RefSeq, a predicted model, not a curated record